AUGCCGGUGCAGGGGACUAUAGGUGGGUCAUCUUCUGGCACAACAAGCAACAACACGGUCAUUACUGGUAUGCGGGCUAGGGUUUCUACUUCGUGCCCGUCGUUGGUGUUUCGGACUCCAGUCCCUGGUCCGGUCGGUGAGCCCUCGUUAGGUGCCUUGUUUCCAAAGAAAAAAUGGCAUAUGGUGGUGCGUGACCUCCAAGAAACAGCUGGAACUCCGGAGCGACUUACUGGCAAACGUCGAGGUCGGGAUGAUGGCUUGAUUAUAUCCCCUAAGAAGCUGAAAUUGAGUUUUGCUGUGGGAAAGAGAAACCUCAUUUUGGAUUCUGAAAAUCUUGGUUUGGACCCGGUAUUGCAGGUAGAGAAUACUUCUGGUAGUAUGAAGAGAAAGAGAGGGUGCCCUAUUAGCAUGGGCUGCACUCCCACCAAAAACAAUACCGAGACUGAAGGUGAUUCUAUUAUUGAUUCUGAGACUGAAGUGCUUCUCCGCCUUCAAACCAGCUUAGAUGCUUUGGAUGAAAAAAAAGCUUUCAUCAAAGAAUGUUUUUUAGACCUUGGUUCAUUUCCCCAAGACCAAAGAAUUCCCGCAGCUGCUCUGAUUGAUAUGUGGACAGAGUUAUAUGAAGAUCUCGAUAAAGAUUUUCUGGCCAUUACAAACGUGUAUGAGCUUACCACCCGAAGUUUGGCUGAUCUUGUAGUCACAAGGAAGGAGACAGUGGAGGAUGAUGACUACUACAGUGAACACUUUGUCACCCAACAUGAUUUGCUCAGACAGCUCGCUGUCUACCAAGCGAAACUAGACCCAAGUAAAAAACGACUGAUCAUAGGCAACCGUGGAGACAAUCUACCUAAGUGCUUGACUGAACAGAAGCAUCAACCAAUUAAACCUCGCCUGUUAUCCAUCUCCUCUGAUGAAACGUUCUCGACAAACUUACACAACAUUCAACUAGCUGAUGUUGAGGUUCUAGUUUUGAAUUUCAACACAAAGAGUUAUGCUUUACCUGAAUUUGUGGAGAAAAUGGUUAAUCUGAAGGUUCUAAGAGUCACAAAUCAUGGUUUCAUACCUGCUGAAUUGAUAUCGGUGAAGCUUUCAGUAAUUGCUCCUUUCAAAUUUCAAAUGCAUUGCCAAAUUUAGAGGAACUGAAUAUUGACUAUUGCAAUGAUUUGGUGAAAUUGCCUGAUGAGCUCUGCAAUCUGGUUCGCCUAAAGAAGCUCAGUAUCACCAACUGUCAUAAGCUAUCUGCCUUGCCUCGAGAGAUUGGAAAACUGGAGAAGGUAGAAGUGUUGCGGCUAAGGUCUUGUACAGACUUGGUAAAACUUCCAUGCUCAGUUAAAGACCUAAAGAGAUUAGAUUUUCUUGACAUAUCUGAUUGCUUCAGCAUUGUGGAGUUCCCUGAAGACUUUGGUGGAAUGAGCAGUUUAAAAAAGAUCAACAUGAGAAAGUGUUCAAGAUUGCAAGAGCUGCCUUCAUCAGUUUUGGAUCUUGAGCAGUUACGGGAAGUGGUAUGUGAUGAAGACACAGGUGAUUUAUGGGAACUCUUCUUACCCAAUCUCAGAAACCUCCAUGUAAAGCUGGUCAAAGAAAAUCUCAACCUGAAUUGGCUACAUAACCUUCAAAAAAUUUU
Messenger RNA from Rosa rugosa (rugosa rose), 1624 nucleotides. RefSeq names its product probable disease resistance protein At5g66910. The record is from RefSeq and is a predicted model, not a curated record. NCBI's taxonomy places the organism in Eukaryota, Viridiplantae, Streptophyta, Magnoliopsida, Rosales, Rosaceae. Gene Ontology annotation, biological process: defense response to fungus. The transcript has 5 exons. Bases 1 to 1134 code for a protein of 377 amino acids.